AUGGGGUGUUUAGAUAAUCCAAGAGGUUAGAUCAUCUUUGAGAUAAUUAUAUCUUUAUUUGUGUUGGUAAUUCUCUUGGCUGGUUCAAUAACAUUCGUUGUAAUAUAAGAUUAUGAAUUAGCUUUUUAAAUUGGAAGUAUAGUCCUUUUGUAUACUUCUUCUUCAGCAUUAUCUCUUAUUUAUAGAGCGAGAUCGAUCAAUUUAAUAACUCAUGAAAAUUUAAGAAAAUUAAAGUUCUCUAUUUACUUUUUAACAUUCCUUUAGGUUGUCUGUUUAUUGUUUUUCGUAGUCAUUAUUAGUUACUGCUCAGUAGAAUUAAUCUUUUCUCUUAAUAUAUGGAAUGAAUUCAAUGAUAUCAUUCUCUAAAAUAAUUUCUCAGGAAAUCUUACCUUCUAUUGGAUUUUUUUGCCUAUACAUUUAUACUACAUGAUAAUUACAAUAAAAUUAAAGAAGCUCUUAAAUUCGCAAGUAGGUUAAAUGAACUCACCUCUACUUAGUGAGAACUAAAUCGAUGGCUAAGUUUAUAUCAAAACAGAAAGCGUUUUAAGCAUGGAUGUUCCUAACGAGUUCAAGUAUGACAACACUUGCUCUAUAUGUUAAGAAGAUAUCUAGAGUGGUAAAAUAGUUUCAUUCGAAUGUAAUCACAUUUUUCAUAGCUAAUGUAUCCGCUAAUGGUUAAAAACUAAGAAGAAUACAUGUCCUAACUGCAGAGUAUCAAUUAGUAUCUCCCUUAGAUAAUCAAAUGUAGAAACUUUUGUUUAGCAAAGCCUGUAAAAUAACAGUGAAAUUUAAAAUAUUUAAAUCUAGUCUUAAUAAUGA
Messenger RNA from Tetrahymena thermophila SB210, 819 nucleotides. Its product is annotated as zinc finger, C3HC4 type (RING finger) protein. NCBI's taxonomy places the organism in Eukaryota, Ciliophora, Oligohymenophorea, Hymenostomatida, Tetrahymenidae. The record is from RefSeq and is a predicted model, not a curated record. The transcript has a single exon.